Messenger RNA from Carassius gibelio (silver crucian carp), 955 nucleotides. RefSeq names its product membrane-spanning 4-domains subfamily A member 5-like. NCBI's taxonomy places the organism in Eukaryota, Metazoa, Chordata, Actinopteri, Cypriniformes, Cyprinidae. The transcript has 8 exons. Gene Ontology annotation, cellular component: membrane. The record is from RefSeq and is a predicted model, not a curated record. The coding region runs from base 85 to 873 and encodes 262 amino acids.
CAGUUCCUCAUCAGUUAAGAUCGCUGUAAACACAAGCUUACAACUUGUCUCAAUAAUCGGUCAGUUUGAGAUUCAGGCACCAGAAUGUCCAGCACAGUCAUACCCAUGAACUCUUCAACGCUCAUCAUCCAGUUUCAACCACCGACACAAACAACACCUGUUACCACGGGGACAAAUGCUCCUGCGCCUGUUUAUGUACAACAGGUGGCGGGAGUUUCACCUCUUCGUGGACUUCAGGCGUUUCUGAAAGGCCAACCGAAAGCCCUUGGGACGGUUCAGAUAAUGAUUGGUGUGCUGACUUUCCUGUUUGGCAUUGUGUGUACAGUUUUUGCACAGUCCAUCUUUGUUAUUACUGGUCUUCCUUACUGGGGAUCUCUCCUGUACAUUAUAUCAGGCGCACUCUGCAUUUCUGCAGAAAAUAAAAUUAAUUCAUCUUCCAGUUCGUGUUUGGUCAAUGCUUCACUUGUAAUGAACAUUUUCAGUACUUUAUCCGCAGUCAUCGCCAUUAUUUUCACUUCACUGGAUCUGGCUUUAGGACCAAUGGCCAGUUACAGUUACUGCAGCGAUUAUGACUGUAAUAAUUCAGAGACAAGGUAUAAGACUCUCUUCAGGGGAAUCAGUGGUGUAUUGUUGGUAUUCUCCUUGCUUGAGUUUAUCAUCUCGAUCUGUCUGUCAGGAUUUGCCUGUAAAGCUAGCACCUGCUGUUGUCCUUCUCCGGUGCAGUUUGUCCCUCAGGUUCUACCACCACAGCCCUCUGAUUUCAGGCCCAUUCAAUUCCAUGUUCUUAACAGCUCAGAGAUACCUGUGGCCAGCAGCACUUCCAUUCAUCACCAGCCUGCAGAAGCUCCUCCACAAUACAGUGAAUUCAAAUAAAAAUGUUCCCCUUAUGAAGAUAUAAUGCAAUACAUUAAAUCUCCAAAUAGGGGAAACUAGUGCUUAUAUUUUUCAAUAUACU